Messenger RNA from Lolium rigidum, 696 nucleotides. Its product is annotated as protein FAR1-RELATED SEQUENCE 5-like. NCBI's taxonomy places the organism in Eukaryota, Viridiplantae, Streptophyta, Magnoliopsida, Poales, Poaceae. The transcript has 2 exons. The coding region runs from base 1 to 696 and encodes 231 amino acids. The record is from RefSeq and is a predicted model, not a curated record.
AUGGCACCGAGGAAAGACAAUGGCACGAGCAACAUGCUGAAUCAUGACCCCAACUUAGAGUUCGCCGAUGGUUAUACAAGAGAUGGAAAUUGUCCGACUAAGGAUCAUCCAAAUGCAUCUUCAUGUCAGAAUGUGCCAGUAGAAGGAAUGUGUUUUCAGUCUGAAGAAGAGGCAUACAAGUUCUAUAAUGCAUAUGCCAAAACAAAAGGAUUUAGUAUCAGGUGGACACACAAAAAAACUAGAGCAGAUGAUACUAUAUCUGCCAGAUAUUUAGUUUGCAGUAAGGAUGGUGUGAAGGAUAAACAUAGCACACAUGAGACCAGGAAAGAACAAGCUGUUACUAGGACGUCUUGCAAGGCUCGUGUUCAGUUCCGUAUCACUCGAGAGGGCAUUUGGAAUAUUCAGAAAGUUAUCCUUGAACAUAACCAUCCUAUGGUAACUCCAGAUAAGUCACACAUGCUAAGGUCCCAACGACAACUGAUAGAUGCUGAUAAGCAUAUGAUCAACCAAAUGCGGACUGCCGGAAUUCGACCAUCUGAAAUAUACAACUUUUAUGAAGAAUGGUGUGGUGGAGCUGAAAAUGUGCCUUUCUUAGAAAUGGAUUCCAAUAAUUACAUAAGAACUGAGUCGCAUGAAGUAUUUAGAAACCAAAGAUGCACAAACUCUUUUGGGGUAUUUGAAGAACAAACAAGCUGA